AUGGUCUGUCCCCCCCUUCUCUUCCUCCCCAAUUCCAAUCCCAGACUAACCUCCCCCAGGCACCCACAAAACCCAAUAAACGCCCCUCCCUCCGCACCCGCACCCGCCCCUCCCACCCCCCACUACCACCACCUCUACCACCACCACCACCACCCCCCACCAACCCACCAAAAAAGCCAAACUCCACACCCGCCGCACCACCUUCCUCACCCGCAUCACCAAGCCCACACCCACCCCCUCAGCGCGCUCCCGCCGCCGCGCCACAAAAGCGCUGCAAAACAACCUCGUCACGCAGCUCGACUCCCUCGCCUCCGCGCUCGACGACGUCGUUGUCAAAGCCCCCCAACCUCGACCACGGGGGCGGUGGUGCAGGGAGAGGGUGAGGGCGUGGGAAAGAAGAGCAUGAAGAGCAGGCCCGGAGCAAUGAAGCGCAAGGAGAAGGUGGUCAGGAACGAGUGUGAGCGCUUUGGGAAGAACUUGGCGAUUAUGGCGGCGGGGAUGGCGGCGGCGGCGGUUGGUGAGGGGCAGGGGGAGGGGCAGGUGGCGGUGGCAGUGAAGAGGCCGUCGACGUGGGAGGCGUUGAGGGGGUUUAUUGAGGGGACGAUGGAGCGGAAGGAGGAGUUUGUGAAGAAGGAGGAAGGGGAGAAGGAGGACGAGAUGGUAUUGUAG
Molecule: messenger RNA, 669 nt
Organism: Morchella importuna
Lineage: Eukaryota; Fungi; Ascomycota; Pezizomycetes; Pezizales; Morchellaceae
Exons: 1
Coding region: 1-669 (222 amino acids)
Biological process (GO): maturation of SSU-rRNA from tricistronic rRNA transcript (SSU-rRNA, 5.8S rRNA, LSU-rRNA)
Cellular component (GO): 90S preribosome; preribosome, small subunit precursor; nucleolus
Source: RefSeq, a predicted model, not a curated record